AAAUCAAUCGCUCGACAUGCACUGAAUCGCGCAAUUCGCACGAGUAUUAUUUCCAUUAUGGGACGUGUUUACAAAUAUAAUUAAAAAAUAAGAUGUUUCGCGAUGAGUUUGAAGUUGCGAUGGGUGAUGAUCUCAUUGAAACGUUACUAUGUUAGCUUGGCGCUGGCCGCUGCGCUUUUCACUUUGGGCUUUACGUAUAAUUUCGUGUACGAGAAUGAGAGAAGGCCUCGACUCUUCACCACGGCUGUUACAAGAACGUCGACGUCUUCACGGAAUAACGAUUUGAUCGUCGAAGGGAACAUAUUUUCCAACAGCGAGCUGCGAGCCAAACUGUACAAGCAAAAGGUGGAGAGGUUGUCGAAGAAGAUGAAGAAGUCGCGUCUGAUAGAGUUGAACGCGAAGCGGGUUGCGCGACCCAACUACAACGUGCACAUCUUCUACUACGCCUGGUACGGGAAUCCACGAUACGACGGUUCGUACAGGCAUUGGAAUCACAGAUACGUUCCCAAUUGGAAAACGGACGAUCGCAAGGUCUAUCCGACGGGAAGCCACGAUGCGCCCACCGAUCUGGCAUCGAACUUCUAUCCGAAAUUGGGUUGUUACAGCUCGAGGGAUCCGGCCGUGAUCGAAACCCAUUUCAGGCAGAUCAGAGACGCUGGUGUGGGCGUGGUCGUGCUCUCGUGGAGCCCGCCCACUUUCAAGGACUCGCCCAGCGAUCUGAUGCCGCGCCUCUUCGAGACCGCCGAGAGCGUCGGCUUGAAGAUCGCCCUGCACAUCGAAGCGUACGCGAAACGCGAUCCGGUGAAUCUGCUCGAGCAUCUGAAGCAGUUCAUGGGCGAGUUCGGAAGUCACGCAGCGCUUUACAAGAUGCGGAAAGCGUUGGGUGGGAAGAAGGAGGUGCCCGUGUUCUACGUGUACGAUUCGUAUCUGACGCCUUCCGUCGCGUGGAAGGAGGUGCUCAGCAGGAAAGGCAACUUGAGCGUGCGCGACACCGAUUUGGACGCGAUCUUCUUGGGUCUCGUCGUCGAUCUGUCGCACAGGUCGCACGUCAGGAAGUCGCAGUUCGACGGAUUCUACACGUACUUCGCGUCGAACAGCUUCACGUACGGAAGCACGUGGAAGAACUGGCGCGCUCUGUCCAAGUUCGCCGUGCAAUUCGGUCUGAUCUUCGUGCCGAGCGUCGGUCCUGGUUAUGCGGACACGCAAAUCCGGCCGUGGAACAGCGCCAACACCAGACACAGAAGACACGGCCAGUACUACGACGUGGCCUGGAGGAGCGCCAUCAGCAACGACAACGUCAAUUACGUGUCGAUAACUAGCUUCAACGAGUGGCACGAAGGGACGCAAAUCGAACCCGCUCGUUCCAAGAACAUCCUCGGUUUCACCUAUCUGGAUUACGAACCGGACGGCGCAGACUUCUACCUGAACCUGACGCAAUGGUGGGUCGGACAAUUCGGGAAAUCCUUAGAAUCGAACGAAAUGGACCAGCAUUUGUUUAACAAUUGAACUCAAAGCACUAAAAUAAACAUAAUCAAC
Messenger RNA from Nicrophorus vespilloides, 1536 nucleotides. Its product is annotated as glycoprotein endo-alpha-1,2-mannosidase. The coding region runs from base 103 to 1506 and encodes 467 amino acids. Gene Ontology annotation, molecular function: alpha-mannosidase activity. NCBI's taxonomy places the organism in Eukaryota, Metazoa, Arthropoda, Insecta, Coleoptera, Silphidae. Gene Ontology annotation, cellular component: Golgi apparatus. The transcript has 2 exons. The record is from RefSeq and is a predicted model, not a curated record.